Messenger RNA from Dissoconium aciculare CBS 342.82, 900 nucleotides. RefSeq lists its product as uncharacterized. NCBI's taxonomy places the organism in Eukaryota, Fungi, Ascomycota, Dothideomycetes, Mycosphaerellales, Dissoconiaceae. Bases 1 to 900 code for a protein of 299 amino acids. The transcript has a single exon. The record is from RefSeq and is a predicted model, not a curated record.
AUGCCGCCGUCGCCCGUGCCCUUCACUGCUGCUGCUAGGAUCGAGCCUGCUCGAACUCAAACUUGGCCGCCGUUCUACCCGCGCAGGCUACUUAAACCUCAAACAUCCUCCUCUCCUUCCAUGGCCUCUAGCAUAGACGACUUUCAACAGUCCCGUCACGACCCUUAUGAGGAUGAACUAAACGAAAGCCCUGACACCCACUUCUUAUCACCAAUGCAGCUGUACGAGUACGAGGACUGGGCCGAUGACAGCGAGGAUGAGAGCGACAAUGAGGAGGUCGCUUGGAACGCUGGCAUCACCGACUUUGCCCUCUUCGACCGCGAUCGACGCAAUGCUUCCGAACAUCAACAACAUGUCCCUGGCAAAUGGCAAUCCCUUCUCGAGAGCCAGGCGUCUGCACUUCAACGUGCUGUCGAGCGGAACCGAUCAGGAUCACCUGCCGACGCCAGCCAACGACGAUGGACCCCUCUCAUGAAUGAUGUUCCGCAACUCACUCCCGAUCAUUCACCCAACCUCCGCGACGACUUCGAGAUGGACAAUGCCCACCGCGGCCGGAACUCACUUCGUCCUCGCGUGCCCGACUACCUUCACCUUCAACUCCCACCAGCCAUCAAGACCUCUUCAGAUCUCGACGAUGCCUACGACUCGCACGACAACAGCUCCCAGUACGACGACGACGAGAAUGCAUGCUCAUCUUCCUCCUCUGACAGCGAAGCCGAUGUUCCAGUCGCCGCUCUGAUCGCUCGUGCGCGCGAACGCCGCCUGCAGUACCGAAAGCUUCAACGUCCAGGUCUCCGCUACAACCGCACCAUGUCCGGCAAAGUCCAUGCCUGGCGUCGUCCGAGCGUGCACAUCUACCCAUUGGGUGAAGAUCGCGAGGCAGAGGCCGCGGCGGAAUGA